This is a messenger RNA of Oncorhynchus gorbuscha (pink salmon), 2498 nucleotides long. RefSeq names its product B-cell CLL/lymphoma 6 member B protein-like. The transcript is spliced from 11 exons. The record is from RefSeq and is a predicted model, not a curated record. Gene Ontology annotation, molecular function: DNA-binding transcription factor activity, RNA polymerase II-specific; RNA polymerase II cis-regulatory region sequence-specific DNA binding; protein binding. Gene Ontology annotation, cellular component: nucleus. The coding region runs from base 380 to 2155 and encodes 591 amino acids. Gene Ontology annotation, biological process: regulation of transcription by RNA polymerase II. Lineage: Eukaryota; Metazoa; Chordata; Actinopteri; Salmoniformes; Salmonidae.
AUUACUUUGUUUGCAGAGACUAUGGGGUUAGAAAAACGAAUAGUCCACUAAAAAUACCCUGCCGGGUGGCCUUUUCCUGCAGGCAGCACAGCUUCCAGGGUACGUGUGGGCCGUUGAGGAAAGAGGACAUGAGUGGAGCUGGUCUGCAUGCGGCUUCCUGCGCUAUGUUAUAAAGACUCCCCUCCCUCCGGCUAACCUCCACAGUCUUUCUCAGACAACUGUGGUAGGUUAUAUCUUGGGAUAGCUGUAUUGAGGUAGCUGACAGUUGAACUGAGGGUUGCGAGGUCAGCAUUGUGCACAUUGGUUCUCGUCCCUGCUGGUCGGGGUACGAGUAGGGAGCUGGUCUCACCUAACAGAGGCGUCCAGGAGACUCCCCUCUAUGUAUUCUCUAGCUGGUGCCUUCCUCAACAAGAUGAGCAAGAUCCAGGUGGCGGAGGGAUACCAGGUUGGAGGAAGGCGUGCGGUGGUGGCGUCUGAUGCGGUUGCUGCGGAGGGAUAUGUGAAGGAGUUUACGCGCCACUCCAACGACGUCCUGCUGAAUCUGAAUGAGCUGAGGCACCGGAACAUUCUGACUGAUGCCACCCUCAUGGUGGGCGCUGCCCAACUGCAGGCUCACUGUGCUGUGCUCAUUGCCUGCAGUGGGUUCUUCUACUCCCUGUACUGCCAUCGUGUGUCCUCCCCCGUACAGAGUGGUGCUGGAGGCCAGGCCCUAACCCUGUCUCUCCCUGACUCCCUGGACCCCUCCAGCGUCUCCCUGCUUCUGGACUUCAUGUACACCUCCCGGCUGCCCCUCACGUCACACACCGUCCCCGGGGUGCUCGCCGUCGCCACCUACCUGCAGAUGGACCACGUGGCUGACACCUGCAGAGCGUUCAUGUUACACAUUGAGAGGAUGAGAGGGACGCCCCCUCAAGUGGAGCUGGACUCCACGGUGUCUGCAGUGUUCGAGGCACCCUCAGGGGGAGUUCCUCCCAGUCCCCCUAUCAAUGGAAGACCCCGCCCGUCUGUUCUCGCUGUCUCCACCCCCUCACAGCCCGCAGCGGAGGCUGAGGGCCAUAUUUGCCCUGACUCAGCCAGGGUCCCUGGAGACAUCCGGGCCUCUCUGCAGCCAGGGACUUUCCUGACCCAUAAGCCCAGGGCAAAGGAACUAAAGUUGGAGCCUGAAUCCCCUCUCCCGACACCCUCUCCAGAAAGCCCAUCCCGCUCCAGCUGCCAGCCCAACUCUCCUGCUGAGUCCAAAACCUGUAACAUGGGUGAACCCAAGAACAGCCCUGACCCUAAGGCGUGCAACUGGAAGAAGUACAAGUACAUCGUCCUCAAUCCAUUCUGUGCCUUAACCACAGUGAAGGAGGAGGAGCCUGAAGAGGUCCAGCAGCAGCUUAGGCACACCCCCACCUCUGAUAGGAUGGAGGUGACAUUGAAGCCAACUAUAGAGGUGUGGCCAGGGGAAGGAUCUGGCCAAAAUGACAGGCACGUCUCCUGCUAUGAUGUCCCUGGCCGUAGCCCUCCUCUGGUGCCCCUCACAGGGCUGUCAGCACACUCUGCGGACCACCCCAUGGAGCCUCCCACCCACAAGGAAGGAACAGCCUCGCCUUGCUAUCUGGCACCCCGCCCAUUGGAGCCAGAGGCUGCCCAUCACUGCCAACACCCAAUCAAGUGCAAGAAUUACGGCUUGCCAUUCCGUUACUCCGACAACCUGAGCGUGAUAAAGGCUGUCUGCAAAGGUAAGCCAGCCCCUGCUGCCGGCGACAAGCCGUACCGCUGCAACGUGUGUGGUGCCCAGUUCAACCGGCCCGCCAAUUUGAAGACUCACUCCCGCAUCCACUCUGGAGAGAAGCCCUACCACUGUGAUACCUGCGGGACCCGAUUCGUUCAGGUGGCCCACCUGCGAGCCCAUGUACUGAUUCACACAGGGGAGAAGCCCUAUCCCUGUCACACCUGUGGCACUCGCUUCCGUCACCUGCAGACCCUGAAGAGCCACCUGCGUAUUCACACGGGCGAGAAGCCUUACACUUGUGAGAAGUGUGACCUGCACGUCCGCCACAAGAGCCAGCUGCGUCUCCACCUGAGGCAGAAGCACGGCGCCGUCACCAACAACAAGAUCCACUACAAGGUCCUGGCCGACCCCUACCAGUCCAUCCUGCAGGCCUGUUAAAUGUCUUCCCUUUGAACCCGGACUUUAACCCCUAACCCCAUUAUAACACCUAAACAUAUAGUUGGAAGUACAUGGGUCCUGUAUGUGAUUAGCCAAUCAAGCCAUGAUGUUCUAAUAUGAUUUGGGGAAAGACAGCAGGACCAGAGAUCUGAGCUGAUAUGUAGAUAGCAUGCUGAUGACUGUCCUCUACAUGCUGUCAGUGAGGCACAUAUGAGUUAGGUUCAGUAUGACCUGGAUCUUGUCAAGAGUUACUGGGAGUAGUAUGGAAUGUUUUUGUAGCCCAUCAGUUUGAGAGAGAGAGAGAGAGAGAGAGAGAGAGAGAGAGAGAGAGAGAGAGAGAGAG